GACGGACUGCCAGACUCCAUUUUAAACUUCAACAGCGCAGCAGAAAGAAAACAGGGGUUACUGGUUCAUCUCUCACAAUGGAGACCAUGAGAGAUGAGGAGGAGGAGGACAGAUCUUCAGUGUCCAGAAAACCUCCAGAUUUGAGUAAUACACCUGGAACCUCUGACACAAAACAGAGAGCAGAGUCUCCAGUCCCCAGCUGUGUUUCUAUGAAGAGUGACUGGUCCAGAAGAGAACCUCCAUACUUCAGUAAUGAACCUGGACCCUCAGACACAAAACAGAGAGCAGAGUCUCCAGUCCCCAGCUGUCUGUCUAUGAAGAGUGACCGGUCCAGAAGAGAACCUUUAUACUUCAGUAAUGAACCUGGACCCUCAGACACAAAAGGGAAGAAGAAAAGUCAUGUUCCUGUGGAGGAGCAUCUGUCCAGCUGUGCUCUGUGUCAGGACGUCCUGAAGGAUCCAGUCUCUACCAGCUGUGGACACUGGUUCUGCAGACAGUGCAUCACCUCAUACUGGGAGCAGCGCCCUCCAUCAGUAGACUCCUCAUGUCCCCAGUGUGGAGAAAGAUCCAGAACCAGAGCUGGACUGCAGACAGCCAGUCAGACCAGAACAGUACAAACAGAACGUGGUCUGCAGGAGGUUUUAGAUGAACAUAGGGUCAGUCUGAGGGGGAGAUGUGAACAAGUGACUGAAGGAACUGAUAAAAGUGAAACCAGCCUCAACAGGAUCUUCACUGAGCUCUAUAUCACACAAGGACAGAGUGAAGAGGUUAAUACCCAACAUGAGGUGAGGCAGCUUGAGGCAGCUUACAAGACAAAUACCCUCCAUUACACUCCAAUCAAGUGCCAGGACAUCUUUAAAGCCUCACCUGACCAACAGACUCUCAUCAGAGCGGUCCUGACCAACGGAGUCGCUGGAGUUGGAAAAACCUUCACAGUGCAGAAGUUCACUCUGGACUGGGCCGAGGGUUUGGAAAACCAAGAUGUCAGUCUGGUGAUCCCGCUUUCCUUCAGGGAGCUUAACCUGAUCAAAGGUGAGCAGUACAGUCUUCUCAGGCUGCUCCAUGUUUUCCAUCCAACCUUAAAGGAGGUCACAGCAGAGCAGCUGGCUGUCUGUAAAGUGCUGUUCAUCUUUGACGGCCUGGAUGAAAGCAGACUUUCUCUGGAUUUCAAAAACAAUGAGGUUGUGUCUGAUGUCUCUCAGCAGUCCUCAGUCGACGUGCUGCUGACAAACCUCAUCAGGGGGAAGCUGCUUCCCUCGGCUCUCGUCUGGAUAACUUCUCGACCUGCAGCGGCCAAUCAGAUCCCUUCUAAGUGUGUGGACAGGGUAACAGAAGUACGAGGCUUCACUGACGCCCAGAAGGAGGUGUACUUCAGGAGGAGAUCGAGUGAUGAAAAAUGGUCCAGCAGAAUCAUCUCUCACAUCAAGAGCUCCAGGAGCCUCCACAUCAUGUGUCAGAUCCCAGUCUUCUGCUGGAUCACUGCUGCAGUUCUGGACCGCAUGUUGACUACAGACCGCAUGUUCACUACAGACCAGAGAGGAGAGCUGCCCAAGACCCUCACUGACAUGUACUCACACUUCCUGCUGGUCCAGACAAAGAGGAAGAAGCAGAAGUAUGAAGAGGGACAUGAGACGAGUCCACAGCAGCUGACGGAGGCUGACGGGGAGCUUCUUCUGAAGCUGGGGAGGCUGGCGUUUGAACAUCUGGAGAAAGGAGACAUCAUGUUCUACCAAGAAGACCUGGAGCGCUGUGGUCUUGACGUCACCGAGGCCUUAGUGCAGUCAGGAGUUUGUACAGAGAUCUUCAAAAGAGAGAGAGUGAUCUUCAAUAAAACAGUCUACUGCUUUGUUCAUCUGAGCAUUCAGGAGUUUCUGGCUGCAGUCUACAUGCUGCACUGUUACACCAACAGGAACACAGCGGUACUGAAGGACUUCCUGCAGGGAGACUAUAACAACAUGUUUAGCAGUGAUCAGGAUUACCCAUCCCUGGAUGUCUUCCUAAUGAGCGCCAUGAUGAAAUCACUCAAAAGUAAAAAUGGUCACCUGGACCUGUUUGUCCGCUUCCUCCACGGCCUCUCUCUGGAGUCCAACCAGAGACUCUUAGGAGGCCUGCUGGGUCGCACAGACAAACGUCCAGAAAUCAUCCAGAGAGCCAUCAGCAACCUGAAGGAGAUGAGAAGUGAUAACAUCUCUCCCGACAGGAGCCUCAACAUCUUCCACUGUCUGACAGAGAUGAACGACCACUCAGUACUUCAGGAGAUCACAGAGUUCCUGAAGUCAGAGAACAGAUCAGAGAAGAGACUCUUUGUGAAACGCUGGUCAGCUCUGGCCUACAGGCUGGAGAUGUCAGAGGAGGUUCUGGAUGAGUUGGAGAAGUACAAAACAUCACAGGAGAGACGACGGAGACUGAUUCCAGCUGAGAGGAACUGCAGGAAGGCUGUAAUUCCUGACAGUGGAUUCUUAGACUGGGAAGUCGUGGCCUCAGCUCUGAAGUCAGACCCCUCCGAUCUGAGAGAGCUGGAGCUGGAAGAACAUCUGCUGGAUUCAGUGGUGGAGCAGCUGAGUUCUGGACUAAAGAGUCCAAACUGUAGACUGAAGACUCUGAGACUGGAGAGCUGCAGUUUGUCAAAGAUCAGCUGGGCUGCUCUGAUCUCAGCUCUGAAGUUAAACCAUUCCCAUCUGAGAGAUCUGAACCUGAGACACAACACUCUGAAGGAUUCAGAAGGGAAGCUGCUGAGUGAUCUUCUGGAGAGUCCAGACUGCAGACUGGAGACUCUCGGACUGGAGAAUUGCAGUUUGUCAGAGAUCGGCUGGGCUGCUCUGAUCUCAGCUCUGAAGUUAAACCAUUCCCAUCUGAGAGAUCUGGAGCUGAGUCGCAACGAUCUGAAGGAUUCAGACGUGAAGCUGCUGAGUGAUCUUCUGGAGACUCCAGACUGCAGACUGGAGACUCUCAAACUGGGGCUCUGCAGUUUGUCAGAGAUCAGCUGUGCUGCUCUGAUCUCAGCUUUGAAGUUCAACCAUUCCCAUCUGAGAGAUCUGGACCUGAGUCAGAACGCUCUGAAGGAUUCAGGAGUGAAGCUGCUGAGUGAUCUUCUGGAGAGUCCAGACUGCAGACUGGAGACUCUCAUACUGCAGUUCUGCAGGUUGUCAGAGAUCAGCUGGGCUGCUCUGAUCUCAGCUCUGAAGUUAAACCCUUCCCAUCUGAGAGAUCUGGACCUGAAUGGCAACGAUCUGAAGGAUUCAGGAGGGAAGCUGCUGAGUGAUCUUCUGAAGAGUCCAGACUGCAGACUGGAGGCUCUCAGACUGGAGCGCUGCAGUUUGUCAGAGAUCAGCUGUGCUGCUCUGAUCUCAGCUCUGAAGUCCAACUCCUAUCUGAGAGAGCUGGACCUGAGUGGCAACGCUCUGAAGGAUUCAGAUGUGAAGCUGCUGAGAGAUCUUCUGGAGAGUCCAGACUGCAGACUGAAGACUCUCGGGAUCAGAGGCGAGAUGAUGAAAGCCAAGAUACAGAAGAAAUGUCCAUGAGGGAAUAUCGUCAUCUCAACAAAUGGCAGUGCGUUCAGCCCCGUAAUCCUGCAUGAGGUUCAAUUUCUGUCCCUCAAAUCUUUGGAAACAGUCAGAAGAACGGCUACGGAGAACAUGAAGAACAGUUUUCAA
Molecule: messenger RNA, 3653 nt
Organism: Trematomus bernacchii (emerald rockcod)
Lineage: Eukaryota; Metazoa; Chordata; Actinopteri; Perciformes; Nototheniidae
Product: NLR family CARD domain-containing protein 3-like
Exons: 14
Coding region: 78-3521 (1147 amino acids)
Molecular function (GO): protein binding
Source: RefSeq, a predicted model, not a curated record